UAUAAUAAUUUUAAAAAAAGAAAGAAAAUCAUUUUAUCAUCACAAUCACAUCACAUCAAUAUAAUUAAAUUAUACAACGUCAUCAUUUGUUAUUAUUGUUGUUGUUGGGUUUUGGGUUGAAAUUUAUUGGAUCGAAUUAUUUUUCUGGUUAACAAAUCAAUUUUUUCGUUGUUGUUCUCGAUAAUUCCAACAACAAAAAGAUCAAAUUUUUUUGCUAAAAUAUCGUUGUUUUUUUCAACAAUUUUUGUUAGCCGAUUGACAACGAACAACGAAAAAAAUGAUUGAAGAUAUUUGUCUGGUUAUAAAAGCUGCAAAUCAAAAAUAUGAUGAUGUUAAAGUUGAUUGUCAACUUUCAUGGUCAAUUCUUGAUUUAAAAAAUUAUCUUAGCAUUAAUUAUCCAUCCAAACCUAAAAUAACCGAUCAAAGAAUAAUCUAUUCCGGUCAUUUAUUAAAGGAUAACCAAUUAUUGUCAAACAUUAUCAAACUAUCUGAUUCAUCAUCAUCAUCAUCAUCAUCGAAUGAAGAUCGUUUACAAAAUACAUUCAUUUUUCAUCUUGUUUGUCCUCAAAAACAUUUGACCAAAAACAACAAUGAUACGGCAAAUACAAUAAAUGUAACAACAAAUGGAUCUUCAUCAUUGCCAUCAUCAUCAUCGAAUAAUUUGGAUGCUUUUCCAAACAUUACAGGUUCAAGUCAAUCAUCAUCAACACCGAUGCCAACACCAACAGCAGCAGCAGCCGCUUGGAAUCAAUUCAAUCAAAUGAAUAUACAAAUGGGACCAGAUAAUAUGUUAAUGCAACAAUCGUAUCAAAUAUUAAUGAAUCAAUAUUAUCAAUAUAUGAGCUAUUAUUUUCUAUCAUCACCACCAAUUGAUUUUGUUUCAUAUGCUGCAUUUACAAAUGCUUAUAUGCAAUCAAUUCAACCGGUAAAUGAUAAUCAACAACAACAACAACAACAAUCAAAUUCUAUUGGAACAACAUUGAACAAUAUUCGAAGUAAUUCGGUACCGGCAACUGAUAACAACAAUAAUAAUUUGAAUAACAAUCGAAUUAAUAAUCGACAACAACAACAACAACCUCAAGCAGCAUUAGGAGGAGUAGGUGUAGCAGCAGCAGCAGUUGUAAUCGAUAAUGAUGAUCUUAUGAAUCGUGAUUGGACUGAUUGGAUGUAUUCAUUUUCAAAAGCUAUCAUUAUGUUAAGCAUUAUAUAUUUUUAUUCAUCAUUGAAUCGUUUGGUAUUGUUUAUGUUAAUCUUUUUAAUCAUUUAUUUUUAUAAAAAUCUUCUUAAUGGUAUACAUCAAGCUAAUGGUGGUGGUGGAAGAGGAAAUAAUAAUAAUAAUAAUGAUAUUCGAAUCAAUAAUGAUCGUAAUAAUCCAGUCAAUCAGAAUAAUAAUAAUAAUAAUGAACGAAUUAAUCAGGCAAAUAUACAUGCUGAUUCUUUGGAAAACAAUCAUCAUCAACAACAACAACAACAAGAUGAUGAUGGUAAUAAUAAUAGCCAAUAUUAUUCAGGAUUACGAUUUGUUUGGAUGUUUAUUACAUCAUUGUUUACAUCAUUAAUACCGGAUCCAGUGCCCAUAAAUUAGUUUAUUCAACAACAACAACACGAAAAUCUGUUUUUGUUAUCUUUUCACACACACAUAUAUUAAACUGAUACACAACAACAACAACAACAUAUUCAUUUCUUUUUCAAA
This is a messenger RNA of Dermatophagoides pteronyssinus (European house dust mite), 1693 nucleotides long. It is a transcript of the gene Herp, whose product is annotated as Homocysteine-induced endoplasmic reticulum protein. The record is from RefSeq and is a predicted model, not a curated record. Gene Ontology annotation, biological process: endoplasmic reticulum unfolded protein response. NCBI's taxonomy places the organism in Eukaryota, Metazoa, Arthropoda, Arachnida, Sarcoptiformes, Pyroglyphidae. Gene Ontology annotation, molecular function: protein binding.